Molecule: messenger RNA, 936 nt
Organism: Harpegnathos saltator (Jerdon's jumping ant)
Lineage: Eukaryota; Metazoa; Arthropoda; Insecta; Hymenoptera; Formicidae
Exons: 5
Coding region: 170-763 (197 amino acids)
Biological process (GO): intrinsic apoptotic signaling pathway in response to oxidative stress; neuron apoptotic process
Cellular component (GO): mitochondrion
Source: RefSeq, a predicted model, not a curated record
AUAGAGAGAGAAAGAGAAAAAAAUAUAUUUAGAGCCAGAGUGUUGAAUAGUAGUAUUCAUGGUGCUUUAGAAAUAUUAUUCUUGCACUUCGUGCAUUCGAUGCACUCAAUAUAAUGUAUAUAAUUUAAAACAAAAUUUCUGAAUAUUCAAUUUGUUAAUUAUAUUACCAAUGAAUAUGGCAAUGCGUCAUACGCUUAGAAAAUUGAGAAAUAUUAGUUCAGUGAUGUAUUCAUCGGGUAUAUUAUUUACACAUUGUACUCUAUCAGAAAAGCUCAAUGAAAAAGAAAAGUUAAAAUUGGAGCCACCAGACAUUAAGAAAUUGACAUAUGAAUCUAUGAUACAAUGCUCUACAUUGGAUGUAGUCAAUAGUGCAACACAAGCAUUAACUGUUACCUGCAUGGCAAUAAUAAAUCUAAGCACUGAAUACAGGACAUUGUUGAACAAACUUAUUUCCCUUUUAACGGAUACUCUGAAUCAUGAUGUUAGUGAUGUACAUUGGGAUCUGAUUGUGGAAGUACGAACAGAAAUGGAGGAGAAAAAACAGAUACUUAUGAAAUUAACUGGUUAUAUGGAUUAUGUCCAUAAAAUGGCAGUAGCUACUUCAGAGAUUAGUUUUUUAUCUGGAAUGGACAGUCUAUCCAAUUUACUAUGCCAAAGGAUAAAUGAUGUAUUAGAUAAUGUGAAAAAAGAAGUUGAAAGCAAUCUUGAGCUGGAACAAGCAUAUCGGCAUAUACAAGAGCAAUGCAUCAAAAAUAAAAAAUAAAAGUGAUCUUUUUAAGCAUCCAGAUAUAUUGAAACAAUAUGUCGACCAGGUACCAUUACUAAACCUAAUACUCUGGCUUCAGUAUGUUCUGUGGAGAGAAAUUCAGUACAUGAGCCAAGAAUAACAUUGGCAUCACGAUCAGUACAUAGAAAUGCUCCUCUUAAAACCCUUCC